Molecule: messenger RNA, 1966 nt
Organism: Gossypium raimondii (Peruvian cotton)
Lineage: Eukaryota; Viridiplantae; Streptophyta; Magnoliopsida; Malvales; Malvaceae
Product: probable flavin-containing monooxygenase 1
Exons: 4
Coding region: 84-1709 (541 amino acids)
Molecular function (GO): N,N-dimethylaniline monooxygenase activity; NADP binding; flavin adenine dinucleotide binding
Source: RefSeq, a predicted model, not a curated record
AUUGGUCUUAUACAAAGAGAUGUAUAAAUAGAGAGGCAAAGAAGAGUAGAGCAUUAUGAAGGUACCAGAGAGAUAAGACGGCAAUGGAGAGGAAGGUAGGUAUCGUUGGAGCAGGUGUAAGUGGCCUCCUUGCUUGUAAAUACAUCUUAUCUAAAGGUUUCCAUCCAAUUGUUUUUGAAUCCCAAAGCUCGAUUGGAGGGGUUUGGACCAAAGCGCUUGAGACUACAAAGCUCCAAACUCCCAAGCCAUUUUAUCAGUUCUCUGAUUUUGCUUGGCCAUCAUUUGUCACUGAAUACUUUCCCGACAAACACGUGGUAUUGGAUUAUGUUGAGGCCUAUGCAAAGCACUUCCACUUGCUUAACCACAUCAAAUUCAACACCAAAGUUGCUGGUAUUUUGUAUGAAGGUCCCCGGGAUGAAGAGAUCCAGUCUUGGAGUUUAUGGGGUGGCACUGGCGAGCCUUUCAGCUCCAGAGGCAAGUGGAAGCUCAUUGUGGAAGACUUGAAUACUCUUUCAACUGAGAUCUACCAAGUGGACUUUGUAAUCUUUUGUGUGGGACGGUUCAGUGGUCUGCCAAACAUACCAGAAUUCCCCCCAAAUAAGGGUCCGGAAGCAUUUCAUGGUAAGGUCAUACAUUCUAUGGACUAUGCAGCCAUGGAUGAUGAAAAGGCUGCUGAAUUCAUCAAAGGCAAAAGAGUCAUUGUUGUUGGGUUCCAGAAAUCUGCUUUGGACAUUGCAAUGGAGUGCUGUUCAGCAAAUGGUAAAUACAAUCUAUUUAAACGAACUCUUAGAAUUCAUCCAUAUUUGUUUCUUCUUUCAAUUUGGUUUGCAGGGGUAGAAAACCCAUGUACAGUUUUAUACAGGACAGCACACUGGCAUCUCCCUGAUUAUCUUCCCUGGGGGUUUUCACUGGCAUAUAUGUAUCUUAAUCGGUUCUCAGAGCUUAUGGUUCAUAAGCCUAGUGAAGGGUUUCUCCUCGGUCUCUUGGCCACUAUUCUUACACCACUGAGAUGGGCAUAUUCGAAAUUUGUUGAAAGUGAUAUAAAAAGGAAGCUUCAUUUGGCAAAGCAUGGCAUGGUCCCAACACAUAGCUUCCUCCAUGAAAUCAGUUCUUGCUUGACCUCAACAGUCCCAGAAAAAUUCUAUGACAAAGUUGAAGAUGGAGAAAUUAAAUUGAAAAAGGCCCCAAGUUUUAGUUUCUGUGACAAUGGCGUUAUGGUGGAAGAUGAGACAGUACCUAUAGAUGCAGACGUGGUGAUUUUGGCCACAGGAUUCAAGGGAGGAAAAAAGCUCAAAGACAUGUUCGUGUCCCAAACCUUUCAAAACUUCAUAGUUGGAUCCCCUGAUGCUGCAACCCCACUCUACAGGGAAUGCAUUCAGCCAAGGAUACCUCAACUAGCUGUAAUAGGAUACUCUGAAAGUAUUGCAAAUUUGUAUACCUCAGAGAUAAGAUGCCGAUGGCUAGCUGAACUUCUUGACGGCACAUUCAAGCUACCAAGCAUAGAAGAGAUGGAAAAGGAUGUGAGAAAAUGGGAUGAAUACUUGAAACAAUACUCGGGUGGAUACUAUCGAAGAAAGUGUAUCGGUGCACUCCAUGUAUGGUACAAUGAUCAACUGUGCAAAGAUAUGGGGUGGAACCCUAGGCGGAAAAAGGGACUGUUUGCUGAAUUCUUUGAACCUUAUGGUCCCUUGGAUUAUGUCCCUUCUUGAACGUGCCUUCUUUUAACCCAUUAGAUGCUGACAAUUGUUACUUUCUUUACUCUUGCAUGUACCAGCUCAUGCUUUGAUUAUAAUAUAUGGAUGAAUCCAAAUAAAAACAGUAGCAAUCCAGCAUAUGGGGGACAGGCGGAUGGUGUUGGUUCAUUACUUGAUCAACUUUUCUACAAUUAGCCAUCUACAUGAUAUCUUCAAGUGGAAUACGUAAUUAAAAGUAAUAGGCAAAUUUUUCUGCUUUCCAAUUUACGCCA